AUGACCUCAAUCAUCCCCAAUACAGCUUAUUCACCAGAUAAUAUUAGUCGAACAUAUAAAGUGAAGUGGACAGAACCAGAAGACGCCAGGUUACUCGAAACUGUUGGUAAGUUUGGAUCUAAUAGGUGGGAUUUUAUUGCUACAUUUAUACCUGGACGCACAGGGCGCCAGUGUAGAGAAAGAUGGAUGAUCCGAUUUGCACCAGAUAUCAAAAAAGAAGCAUGGACACAUGAUGAAGAUCAAAUGCUAAUUCAACUGCAACAAAAAGUUGGAAAUCAUUGGUCAGCAAUAUCGAAGUACUUACAUGGAAGAACACCUAUAAUGAUAAAGAAUAGGUUCAAACUUUUGUGUCGCCACCAAAAAAUAAAGGAGGCCAUAUGCGAAAGUAGCGUAAAGCUUAAUCCAUGCCAACAAAUAUCCAUACAAUCACCUGCAAUACCUGUUCAAUUAGAUGCAUUUCCGAUGAAUCUAUAUCAAAACAAAAAUAUCAAUGAAGGAGUUGUAGGUACAGAUGUGGAUGUGAAUAAUUCCAAAAGGAAUGAUUUUGAAGAAUUUGAUUUUUCAAAUGAAAUUUUCUAUGGAGAAGCUUUUGUUUUUUAA
Messenger RNA from Trichomonas vaginalis G3, 600 nucleotides. RefSeq names its product RNA polymerase II transcription regulator recruiting protein. The record is from RefSeq and is a predicted model, not a curated record. NCBI's taxonomy places the organism in Eukaryota, Parabasalia, Trichomonadida, Trichomonadidae. Bases 1 to 600 code for a protein of 199 amino acids. The transcript has a single exon.